Messenger RNA from Linum trigynum, 210 nucleotides. NCBI's taxonomy places the organism in Eukaryota, Viridiplantae, Streptophyta, Magnoliopsida, Malpighiales, Linaceae. The record is from the annotation of a GenBank genome assembly.
AUGGCUGUUGCUGCUGCUGAAGAAGAUGCUGAUCCAGAACCUGAAGGAGAUGCUGAUCCAGAACCUGAGGGAGAAAGUGAUCCAGAACCUGACGGUGAAAGUGAUCCUGUAGAAGAAGAAGAAGAUGAUGAUUAUCAGUUUGAAGCUGCCUUCAUUUAUGGCCCUGCUAGACUGGUUGAUUACAGCUCCGAUGAAUCCUUUGUUGUCUGA